Messenger RNA from Penicillium angulare, 2229 nucleotides. Its product is annotated as rRNA (cytosine-C5-)-methyltransferase NOP2. Lineage: Eukaryota; Fungi; Ascomycota; Eurotiomycetes; Eurotiales; Aspergillaceae. The record is from RefSeq and is a predicted model, not a curated record. Gene Ontology annotation, cellular component: nucleolus. Gene Ontology annotation, biological process: rRNA base methylation; maturation of LSU-rRNA. Bases 1 to 2229 code for a protein of 742 amino acids. Gene Ontology annotation, molecular function: RNA binding; rRNA (cytosine-C5-)-methyltransferase activity. The transcript has a single exon.
AUGGGUGUCGGACGUCGUAUGAAGAAGCAGGGCCCCCCGGGCCCGCUCGAUGAAUCAAAAAUCACCAUGUUGAAGAAGCGCAAGGGUGGCGACGCCGAAUCCACAUCCAAGGCUGUCGCUGCUAAGAAGCGCCGGAGAGACGCCGACGAGGAAGAGCCUGUGUCAAAGAAGGCUGCACCUAAGAAGACUAAGGUCAAUGCUGCUCCUGUCAAGAAGAGCGGAAAAACCGAGUCGAGCAAGCCCAGCAAAAAGACACCUGUUCCUAUGUCGGAUUCGGAGGAAGACGAUGAGGAGAUGGAGGACGAUGAAUUUGAUGAUCUUGAUGGAGUCAGUGAGGGCUCAUUGGGUAGCCAGGAUGAGCUGGAGGGACUCUCUGAUCUGGAGGGUGAUGAUGAUGACUCGAUCAUGGACUCUGACGAGGACGAGGCCGAUCACCCCCGCGGAGCGAUGUUCUCUGACGAUGAAGAUUUGUCCGACGCCGAAGAAAAGUUGACCGCCGCCAACAUCGAAGGAUUGUCUCGCAAACUCGACGCCGCCAGAGAGCUGGAGGAAGAAGAGGCCGAGCAGGAAUUGCAGGAUGCUGCUAUGCAGACCAAUAUCGCUGGCGACCGCCCCGAUGUUUUCAACGACCAGGCCCAGCAAGGACUUGCCCCCGAUCUGCAGCUUCUCCGUCAGCGUAUCACCGAUACCAUUCGUAUUCUUGGCGAUCUGAAGACUCUGGGUCAAGACGAUAAGUCCCGCGCCGACUACGUUGACCUCGUUCUUAACGACAUCUGUACCUACUACGGCUACACUCGAUACCUCGCCGAAAAACUAUGGAACCUCUUCACACCAAUGGAAGCUUUCGCUUUCUUCGAAGCCAACGAGACACCUCGUCCCGUCGUUAUCCGUACCAACACUCUGCGAACCAACCGUCGAUCUCUCGCUCAAGCCUUGAUCAACCGUGGUGUUGUUCUUGAGCCCGUUGGCAAGUGGUCCAAGGUCGGUUUGCAGGUCUUCGAGUCCGCUGUGCCCCUUGGUGCCACCCCAGAGUAUCUGGCUGGUCAUUACAUUCUACAGGCUGCAUCUUCAUUCCUUCCCGUGAUGGCGCUGGCUCCCCAGCCUAAUGAGCGUGUUCUUGAUAUGGCCGCCGCUCCCGGUGGUAAGACUACCUACUUGUCUGCGCUUAUGCGUAACACUGGUUGCGUUAUCGCCAACGAUGCCAGCAAGCCCCGUGCUAAGGGUCUGAUUGGUAACAUCCACCGUCUCGGCUGCAAGAACACCAUUGUCACUAACCUGGACGCCCGUACCGCGUUCCCCAAGGCCCUCGGUGGUUUCGACCGUGUGUUGCUGGAUGCCCCUUGUACCGGUACCGGUGUUAUUUCCAAGGAUGCCGGUGUGAAGACCUCUAAGGAUGAGCGUGAUUUCCUCGCCAUUCCUCACAUGCAGCGUCAGCUACUCCUUGCCGCCAUUGACUCUGUCGACCACGCUUCCAAAACUGGUGGAUACGUCGUCUACUCUACAUGUAGUGUCACUGUUGAGGAGAACGAGGCUGUCGUGCAGUAUAUUCUGCGCAAGCGCCCCAACGUCAAGAUUGUCGACACUGGUCUCGGCAACUUUGGUAGCCCCGGUUUCACCAACUACAUGGGCAAGAAAUUCGAUGCUAAGAUGGCUCUUACCCGGCGCUACUUCCCUCACCGUGAGAACGUUGAUGGUUUCUACGUCUGCAAGCUGAAGAAGACUGGUCCUACCCCCGCUACUAAGGCCGAUGAUACGACCUCUAAGGAUCGUCAUCCCCGACGUGCUAGCUCUAAGGCUACCUCUACCGAUGAGGAUGAUGAGGAGAUUGAUAAGACUCCUAUUCGUGAUGAGAAUAGCAGCAUGGGUCAACUUGAGGGUAGUGCUUUCGGCCCCUUCGAGGGUGAUGAUGAUGCUGAGCGUAUUGCACGUGCCGAGCGUAACCGUCUCCGUCGCAAGGGUCUCAACCCCAAGGGUGUUCUGAACAAGCCUAAGAAGGCCAAGGGAGAGGCCAAGGCCGAGACCAAGGAGACCAAGGGAGAGUCUAAGGAAGAAGCAAAGGAAGCAACCAAGGAAGAAACCAAGGAACCCUCCAAGCCAACUGAGCCAGUAAAGACAUCUCCAGCCCCAAAGAAGAAGCCCGAGACUGCCAAAAAGUCAUCCAAUCAGAGCAAGGGCGAGAAGAAGACUUUAACUGUUAAGGCUAGAAAGCCCAAGAAGGCUAUGAAAUGA